Messenger RNA from Pangasianodon hypophthalmus (striped catfish), 3818 nucleotides. RefSeq names its product coiled-coil domain containing 80 (gene ccdc80). Lineage: Eukaryota; Metazoa; Chordata; Actinopteri; Siluriformes; Pangasiidae. The record is from RefSeq and is a predicted model, not a curated record. The transcript has 7 exons. Bases 823 to 3444 code for a protein of 873 amino acids.
AUGGCAGUCUAGAGAAGAUCUGCCUUUUGCACCUCUUGUCAGUUUUAUGUGAAAGUUCUUACCUGUCAUUAAUAUUCCUACCAACUUGUUCAUCGAUAUUGUCUACACUUUUCGCCUCGUGUAGAAGCAGAUAUUGAAGUUCAGGGUCGAGUCCGGAUUAGUCGGGUUAAUGUUGUUUGAUUUGGCAACCCAGGGCUCCAGGGGCUGGUCCUCUUUAGAGCAGAGCUGGAGACUGAGCUUAUUUGUUGGCAUGUCUGGGAUAACUUCCAGGGAUCAAGACUUUCCCUGCGUAAUUUCUGUUCUUUGUUCUGAAGUGAUCGGGCGCUGUUGUGUCUCCAUCUGAGCCUGGAACACGCUUGCUGAGUUUCGGGACAAACUCGCACUGAGAGCGGAGAGAAACUGAAAGGAUCCCUGAAGGAACUGAGUGGCAUCUCGUUGAAGAAGUAAGAUGCACCGAUUUUGCGUUUUUGAGGCUCAGUGGCGCUGCUACAGAUGAAUGAAGUGAAUAUCUGAGCAAUGCUCUCCACAUGACAGAGCGCUUUUACUGCGCUUUAAACAAAUCCUGCUCUAGGCUGAAUUACACUCAUUUUCACAGGACGUCUUCUCUAGUAACCUGUAGCCUGAAAUCUGUAUUGGAGUAAUCGAGUUGGAUUAUUUGGAUUGAUUGAGGGUUAAAUAACAGCUGAUCUGAUGUUCUGAAAGUAUUCAACCUUGGGUACCAGUCAUCGGUAUGCGGAUACACUAGUCUACUGACCGUCCAUCUUAUGAAACUGUGUUGGUUUGUUUCAGCUUUGUCUUUUUCCUGAAGUUAAACUUGUAAAUAUGAGAGGGGAAGCCGUGUGGAGGCUCGUGUUUGUGUAUUGCUUGGCGUCAGCAGUGUUUGUGUUAGACUGUAGUGCAGCUGAUGCUGGUCUGAGACUCAACAAAGCACGGCGGCUGUCAACCAACUUGUCAAGACAGAGCUCUCUCUCCCGAGCAGCUCGGCCAGAAGUUAAUGAAAAACCAGAAGAAAUGCAAAAAGAUGAAGCCAGCACUAGUCAAAACAGAAGGGUGUUGAGCCGGACAAGAGGCAUGCAGGGUGGGUUGGGAAACCUCCAGAGGGAUGGUGGUGUGCCUGGAGCACGGGCUGCCCUGUCCCGCAUGCCCAGCUCUGCUGGAUCCCCCAAUCUGCUGGCCACGUUUGCAGGGAAAAAUCGUCUACUGGUCAUCUCAGCCCCUCAUGAAUCGGACGGCUAUUACAGGCUAAUGAUGAGCCUGCUCAAGCCAGAUGUGUAUUGUGAGCUGGCUGAACGACAUGUCCACCAGAUUGUGAUGUUUCACCAGGAGGGCGAGAUGGGUGGGAAAGUCAGACGCAUUACCAAUGUGGGCAAAGUGAUGGAGGAACCUCUGGAUACAGCACUCAUCCCCCGUCUCAUGAACUUCCUCAAGUUAGAAAAAGGGAAGUUUGGUAUGGUUCUCUUGAAAAAGACACUGCAGGUGGAGGAACGCUACCCAUAUCCAGUGAGGCUGGAGGCCAUGUACGAGGUCAUAGACCAGUCACCCAUGCGAAAGAUGGAGAAGGUUAGACAGAAGGGCUUUGUGCAGAAGUGUAGGGAGGCAGGGGAGGAGGGUCAGGUGGUUGAGGGCAUCCCCAGCACCCGAACUCCGGUGAACCCACCCAUUGUGAGAAGACCAGAGAGAAGAGAUGAACUAAACAGAAGACCAAACCAAGUCACCACCACAUCAUCUACUACUACAAGACCUACUACCACGACCACCCCAACAACUAAAACCACCACCACCACGACCCGGCCCCCUACCACUCGUCCCCCAACAACCAUCCACCUUACCACUAGUUCCACAAAGGCCACCACCAUCACCCAGAGGACAACAAAAGCUCACAUGACCCCACAAUGGGACCCCAACUCCAAGACCAAGAAUUACCAUUAUGAUAACAGGGACCAGUCUAAAAAAAACACUAUUCAACCAACCACUCCCUCUUACUUCUAUACCAAAGCUUACACUGCAAAAAAUGGAGACAAUCGUACUGACCGAAAGGACUACACUCGUAAACAAACUGGUAUCCUGCCAAGUCAACACAGGCCAAGCAAAUCUAAGCUAACUAAGAAAAAGAAAGGAGAUGGUGUUCUGAGUAAUGCAUAUGAAGAUAAGUAUGAUGUUGGCAAACCUACAGUCUCUUACCCAGUGGAAAAAGAGAUUGAGGGCGUUCCCAUCAAGAAAGUCAAGGACAAGCAGAACAAGGCAGAGAAAAAGAAGAAGAAGGACAAAUCAGACAAGCUGCCAAAGAAGGACAAGUCAAAAAGGAAAGGGAAGGAAGAUGGAGGAAAAUCACAGAGGAGAGAAGAGGAAGAGAAGAUUGGAAAAAAAAUGGAAAAGAAUAUUGAAAAAGAAAAAAAGGAUUACCAGAAGCCUACAAAGAAACCACCACCUCCUACGAAGGGAGCUCUGGCAACAUUCUUGGAAUAUUUUGAAAACAGAAGGCGGUUAAUUCUGAUUACUGCUCCAUCAGAGGAGAACAGCAUGUAUGUGCAGCAGAGGGAUGAAUACCUAGAACAUGUGUGUGAAAUGGCUAUCAGGAAGGUCUCUAUCAUCACCAUCUUUGGCACUUUGACCAACAGCACCAUGAAAAUUGAUCAUUACCAGCUUGAAAAUGACAAACCUAUGAAGGGCCUACGGCAAGAGGAUCUGGUGAACCAGGAGCUCAUCACAGAUCUGAGGAAAGAGUUCAGAAUGACCUACAAUGAUUUCUAUAUGGUGCUUACUGAUAUGGACAUGAAAUGGAAGCAAUUUUACGAGGUCCCAAUUGCCAUGAAGGCUGUAUUUGGCUACAUCGACACAUUCUCCUCUCGCAUCAGAGAAAUGGAGCAACAAAAGCGAGAUGGAGUGACAUGUAAAAAGGAAGACAAGCCACGAUCAUUGGAGAACUUCCUGUCCAGGUUCCGGUGGAGACGCAGACUUUUUGUGAUAUCGGCUCCCAAUGAUGAAGAGUGGGCCUAUCAGCAGCAACUCUAUGCCAUGUCCAGUCAGGCGUGCAACCUGGGGCUUCGUCAUAUUUCUGUUUUAAAGCUGCUGGGGACUGAAAUGAUAGAUAUGGGUGGAGUGUUGGAGCUCUACCCCAUUAAUGGCAGUGCGACAGUGGAGCGUGAGGGCUUGUCAGCAACACUAGUGAGAGACAUCAGGAAUUACUUCCAGAUCAGCCCUGAAUAUUUCUCCAUGUUGCUGGUGGGAAAGGAUGGCAAUGUGAAGUCUUGGUACCCAUCACCAAUGUGGUCCAUGGCCAACAUUUAUGACCUGAUUGACUCCAUGCAGCUACGUAGGCAGGAGAUGGCCAUCCAGCAGAGCCUGGGCAUGCGCUGCCCUGAGGACGAGUAUGGUUCCUAUGGCUACCACCAUGGUUACCACAACGGCUAUCAGGAGGGAUAUCACGAAGGAUAUGGUUACUAAAGGCUAUAAGUCAGUCUGUGAGCCAUCCAAAAGGGGUCGUAUUUUCCAGUGGACUGAAUUUCAGUGACAGAGGUCACAUACCAUAUUUCCUUUUUAACUGUUUUUUUUAUUAAUCAUCUGAAUUGAAACCUGUCUUUUUUCUUAUGUAGAUUUAUUAUCUAUCCUGGCCUGAGGAUAUAGUGUUUUAUGGCCAAUGACAUAAACUUUUGUAGUUUUUUUCUGGCUGAAAUGAUCAUUAUCAGGGUCACAGCUGGGUUUUUGUUAAUGGAAACUGAUUUGGAUUUUUGUUACUCCACUGUAAAUCACUGUUACAUACAUAUACUGUGUCCUUAUUUAUAAUGAUGUUAAUAAAAAAUAGCUUUAGGUUAUUAACA